AUGGCCUCAGUUGUUCGGCGUUCCAGUCUCUCUUUGGCUUGCAGUCUCAAUCAUAGUAAUAACAAACCGUCAAAACCCCGGAAAGAGAGUAUCCUCUUGCUUACUAAUUUAGAACCCGAACCAAAGGGGAUGUCGAAGAGUACUAUUUCUCCUUUGGAAAGCAAGUCAUGGAGAAAAUUACCGAAAUUUCAACGACGAUUCUACGAAUGGCUUGUCUACUCUCACAAUCUUCCUAUCGCUGGCGAGGAAGACGGUAGAUGUGGUAAGUUUAUUCAUAUUUGUUGUUAA
Molecule: messenger RNA, 288 nt
Organism: Rodentolepis nana
Lineage: Eukaryota; Metazoa; Platyhelminthes; Cestoda; Cyclophyllidea; Hymenolepididae
Source: the annotation of a GenBank genome assembly